Molecule: messenger RNA, 757 nt
Organism: Pimephales promelas (fathead minnow)
Lineage: Eukaryota; Metazoa; Chordata; Actinopteri; Cypriniformes; Leuciscidae
Gene: selenoh
Product: selenoprotein H
Cellular component (GO): Golgi apparatus
Source: RefSeq, a predicted model, not a curated record
UAUUCAACACUUUUUCUGCAACAACAUGCAUACAUAACCCGCCAAACUCUUCAGUCUUCACUCUUCACAUGUUGCAGGCUGGUGGCAAUGGCGACUCGGGCCAAAUCAGGUCGUGGUCGGAAGCGUAAGACUGACAUAGAUUCAGAAGCAGCUGCAGUGGAAGAGAAAAAAGAAAAGCUUGAUGGAGUAGACAAAAAAGAUGAAGAAACAGGACAAAGGGUCGUCAUCGAGCAUUGUAAAAGCUGACGAGUCUACGGGCGGAAUGCAGAAGGUGUGCGUGAGGCACUUGCUGCUUCGCACCCUGAACUUCAGGUGGUGCUCAAUCCAGAGAAACCUCGGCGGAACAGCUUUGAGGUCACACUGAUGGAGGGAGAUAAAGAGAUUGUUUUGUGGUCUGGCAUUAAGAAGGGUCCUCCACGCAAACUGAAGUUUCCCGAUCCUGCUGAAGUGGUGUCUGCCCUUAAAGAAGUGCUGAACAGCAAGUAGAAGUUAUAAGGAGACAGUCAGUCAUCUUUGUUCCUGGACAUUGGAUGCAUAAUGAUGUUAAUGGACUAAUGGGAAAAUCUCCCCGUCUGUUUUCUGAUGAUCAGCUCUUUUGUUCUGGCUGGAUAAUUGACCUUGCCUGGCUUCCUCUGUUAAGCUCUUAAACUCUUCAUGUUCUGUUUGACUAGUUUCUAGAUUGCUUUUACCUAUCUCUCUAUAGAUUCUUUCUUUUUUUUACUGUUUUAAUACAAAUAAAUCUUGCUUGAUCUCACUU